UAUCUUUCUAGCACACGCUCAUUUAGAGACAUGUAUUCAAUUAACUAUCUCCUAGUUGGUGUACUUUUCUGCGGAGCUUUUGCCGCAGAACUGAAAACCUUCGAGGUCUCAGAAGUUGAUGCCGGUGGCGACGCGUCCGGUCGUAUCGUGGGCGGUAGACUUGCGCCAGACGGUGCUUGUCCCUACCAAAUAUCUCUGCAGCUAACAAAGCCAAAAAACUUACAUACCUGUGGCGGUGCCAUAAUCGCUGACAGAUGGGUCCUCACUGCUGCGAGGUGUCUCGAUGAGAAAUCUCCAAGUGAUUUGGUCGUUUUGGCGGGAACCAACUCAAAAACUAAGGGAGGCACUAGAUACAAAAUUGACAAAAUCUUAAAACAUGAAAAAUACACAUCGAAUCGCAGUAUACAUGAUAUUGCUUUGUUGAGAACUGCUGAGAAGAUUAAAUUUACAGACAAAGUUAAACCCAUCGAAGUAGCAACCGAAGACCCCAAACCAGGAGAAAAGUGUAAAUUAAGUGGUUGGGGAUACACUUCUUAUAUUGGUAACUACGUCCCCGACAAAUUGGUAUGGUUGGACGCAAAAGUUAUAUCUGAGAAAAAUUGUAAAACUACAUUUUUGCGAAACUUUGAAAAGACUAACCCUAUUACUCCUAACCACAUCUGUAUUUUCAACAAGAAAGGUGAAGGCGGUUGUUACGGUGAUUUUGGUGGAUCAUUGGUGUGCAACAACAAAUCAUGUGGUGUUUUUUCGUGGGUUUUUCCAUGUGCCAAAGGCCAGCCUGCUAUCUUCACGAGAACCAGUAAAUACACCUCUUGGAUUAAGGACACCAUGGAUGCCAAUAAGCCUUAACUAUAUUUUUGGUGAUAAAAUAAAUAAAAUCCCCCCCUCCUCCCCUAUAGUGCUUACUCCCCUAUACUUGAACGGCCCCAUAUUACGAAAUACCAAUAUUCGAUUCCUUGUGUUUUCUUAAAUAAAUAAAAUAAAAAUAA
This is a messenger RNA of Pieris napi, 989 nucleotides long. RefSeq names its product chymotrypsin-2-like. The record is from RefSeq and is a predicted model, not a curated record. Gene Ontology annotation, molecular function: serine-type endopeptidase activity. The coding region runs from base 31 to 849 and encodes 272 amino acids. Gene Ontology annotation, biological process: proteolysis. NCBI's taxonomy places the organism in Eukaryota, Metazoa, Arthropoda, Insecta, Lepidoptera, Pieridae. The transcript is spliced from 5 exons.